Molecule: messenger RNA, 1909 nt
Organism: Heteronotia binoei (common prickly gecko)
Lineage: Eukaryota; Metazoa; Chordata; Lepidosauria; Squamata; Gekkonidae
Product: cytochrome c oxidase assembly protein COX20, mitochondrial
Exons: 4
Coding region: 1-354 (117 amino acids)
Biological process (GO): mitochondrial respiratory chain complex IV assembly
Cellular component (GO): mitochondrial inner membrane; mitochondrion
Source: RefSeq, a predicted model, not a curated record
AUGACGGGUGAGGGGGAAGCCGACGGCCAGAGGAAGUCUUUUAAGCUGCUGGGAAUACUUGAUGUUGGAACCAUCCCUUGUGCUCGGGAAUCAGUGCUAUAUGGAUCACUGGGUGCUUUAACUCUGGGUCUUGGACACUUCUUAGCAACUAGCAGAGUGAGACGAUCAUGUCACUUUGGAGCAGGAGGCUUUAUCCUGACAACAUUAGGAUGCUGGUUCUACUGCCGAUACAAUAAUGCAAAACUGAGGAUCCAGCAGCAAAUUAUUAAAGAAGGGUUGAAAAACAAGAUUUUGUUUGAAGGCACACAGUUUGAUCCAGAGAAGCAAAAAGCAAGCACUGAAAGAAGUAAUUGAUAGUCAUUGUGCAGCAAUUUGUUGGGAACAUCUGUAAGCACACUAUGAAAUCUAAUCUGAGAAAUCAUAGAACUUGGUUGCUUCUGCAUAUUGUGUUGGAUCCAAUGGAAAAGUCUGAUAAAGGAGAUGUUGGAGUGAAUCUUUUUGAGACUUUUCCAAGCAGCCUACUAGCCAUGAAAAAUCCUCUAGGAUUGGAAAAGCUUUGUAAAAUAAGCAAAUAAAAAAGCACCACAGUACAGCACAUUAUAGCAAAAAAUGGGGAAUCAGGUAAACAGCCUUUUCUGGCAUGUUUGAGGAUGGGGAAGGUGGGUAGGGAUUCACUCUGCCAGUUCCUUCUGGAAACUUUGUGAAUCCAUCUUAAAAGGAAGUAAUUUUCUAGCCUUAGGGCUAUCAUAAAGUUGGAUUUGUAUUUUACACUUAUGAAAACCAAAACCACAUUAAAUAUACCAUAUUUGCUGUUUGGGGGAAGUCAAAUCCAGUUAAAUACAGUACAUGCCAGGGAGGAUGCUGAAAAUGUCCUCAGAAUGGUUCAGCUGGUUUUGAAUUACUUUGGUAAGUUUAUUCAGCAAUUAAUAUAGACAUGGAUGCCUUUUGAGAUGUAAAACUUGUCAGCAAGAUACAAUCAAAUCUAAAUUCUUGAAAUCAAUUUUAGUCAUUUUUUUUUGUAAAAGUUGCAUUAUUGGAACAUUUCCUGGAUUAUGUUUUGUAUUCUCUCUCCCCCCCCCCCCCCUUGCUAAACAGUUUUCCCACAUCACUUUUGCUUCAGUGGGGCUAGUAAAGUGUUUGUAUUAUCAAAAUUUUCUAAAGAUAUAGAUGAGAAAUGAGUUUGCUCAGAAUUUUUAGUGAUUAAUACCGUGCAAAAUAUUUACCAAAAUGUAUUCAAUGUAUAUCUACAUGCAUUAGAUUUAAGGCCCUUCACUAAAAGUUACGUUCUCCAGUAAUGUUUUUCAGCACAGUUCUGUUCCUCAGGCUUUAGCCUCAUUUCAGAUGAUUUGUGCAUCUUCCCAUUGACAGUAUUAUAAAUGUUCUUAGGAGACACUUUCCAACUGCAGUAGUGGUUGACAUGGUAGAAUACCUGUUGUUUUUUACAUAUUGUAAAAUUAGUGAUACAAGAUGCUAAAUUUGUCCCUGCUCUACUAUUUAAGAAAUGAACAUCUUGACACUUUUGUGGCCACAAUUCAAAUAAGGUAUUUUAAGGACAUGAAUAGAAAAUACGUCCUCUUGAUAGCUUCCCUCAGUUCGGAAGAAGCAAAAGGCUGAUUUCUUUUUUAGAAAAGGCAUUUGCCCUUGUUGCUGCAGAAAGAUGCUGAGUUACUGGAAAUGGUUGCAAGCAAAUUAAUUUCUUUUUCUAAGAUCCAUGAAUCAUUCUAGACUUGUUAUCAAUCUAUUGGUAUCUGAUAAUUUAUAUUGUUCAUAUUUGGAUUCUGAAUGUAAAUUAUGGGCCUUUUAAUUAAAUACUGUGUGGAAAGCAGCAUGCAGAAACAUUUCCAUGAUAAACACAAGCUAAUAAAAUUUUAAUCAGGAGGAAGCCCUUGCUCCCCUUUUCAAAACCAUA